GUGUUUGCUCAAUGAAUUGGCCCCCGGGCUGCACACAGCGCUGACGUCCAUCCUAUGGCUCAUCCACAUCCCAAGGGAUGGCACCGCAGGGAUGUCUCCCCUCGCUCAGCACAGUGUUGGGUUAUUGUUGGGGGGGGGGGGACACAGCCCAUAGACAGACUAUGGGGUGAGGAGGGAGACCCUGCCUGCGUCAGUGGGUGUUUGCCCACCACCCACGGGCUGUUGAGGGGGGGGAUAAAGGCAGCUGAGCCCCGCAUUGUUGGGGAUGGACGUUGGAAGAUGGGCACUGCGUGGCUCUGCCUGCUCUGUGCAGCCAGCGCCGGCCUCGUCCCGCUGGGCAAUGGGGGGGAACGAGGGCUGUGGGCAGCCCCACAUCGUCAGGAGCCAGAGCUGCUCCUGCCCCGAGGGGUCGAUGCCAGAGGUGCCGGCGUUGAGGCGCUGCAGGAGGUGCUGGAGAAACUGCGACACAGGGAGAUGCCACCGAGCACCAAGAAACCGGGCAGGGUCCCCUCGUGCCACCUCGGGGAGCCCUGUGCUGUGCGGGUGGGGGCUCGAUUUGGGAAGCGUUGUAGCUGCCCCCCCGGCACCGUGUGCAACCUGUACAUCCUGCAUUGCUCCUAAGGGAUGAGGACAACAAGGAUGCUGCCGUCUAUUGGGAUGCUGCCGUCUAUUGGGAUGCUGCCGUCUAUUGGGAUGCUGCUGGGUUCAUGCUGUGUUGUGUGAUAUGGGGGGGGGGGGCUAUGGGUCUCAGCCCCCUCCCCACGUUGAGAUCUGCUUCUCUCCGUUGAUCUCAGUGCCUUCACCGAUCCCUGGGGGUCGCAUUAAACCACUUGGACCC
Messenger RNA from Coturnix japonica (Japanese quail), 838 nucleotides. RefSeq names its product cocaine- and amphetamine-regulated transcript protein-like. Gene Ontology annotation, molecular function: neuropeptide hormone activity. NCBI's taxonomy places the organism in Eukaryota, Metazoa, Chordata, Aves, Galliformes, Phasianidae. Gene Ontology annotation, biological process: G protein-coupled receptor signaling pathway; cellular response to starvation; adult feeding behavior. The record is from RefSeq and is a predicted model, not a curated record.